UGAAUAAGAACAACAAUUUACACUGAUGUGUUAUAGUAAUGCGGUGAGCUUUUUAUGAAGUGCUAAACUUUUAAACUGGAAUUGCUGAAUCUGGGGAGCUGAAAAUUCAGAAGCUGGUUAAACUCCCUGUAGAUUUGGAAUGCACAAGCCAAAGGAGGCCCUGAAUGCCCGGAUGUCUAUCAAAAUUAGUGUAAUCCAAUACUGAACUAGAGAGACUUAGCUCAGGAACCUGUGUCUUUGGGAGUAGGGAGUUCAGUGACAUUUUGGAGUGGGUAAAUUUACAGAAACCAGGAAACGUAUCAGCAAAUGGCAAAUACAUUUUUGCCUGGGGGGUAGGGAGGGCAGUUGGGGGAAGGGUCUCAUGGACAGAAGACAUUUGCCAUUAUACACUUCACUAUGGCUGCCCAAUCAAGCUUAUACAAUGAGGAUAGAAAUUUGCUCCGGAUCAGAGAGAGAGAGAGACGGAAUCAGGAAGCUCUUCAGGAGAGAGACACAUACCCGGAAAAUGCCCCCCUCUUUGCAGAACCUUACAAGACUAACAAAGAAGAUGAAUUGUCCAGCCGAAUUCAGAACAUGCUGGGUAAUUAUGAAGAGGUGAAGGAGCUAAUCAGCACCAAGUCCCAUCAGAAUCUCAUAGGGAUACCGAAGAGCAUUGUUCCUCUGAUCCAUCAGGGAAAGCCUGAUCGCCCGUUCUUUCCUGAAAAGACCAGCAGUACAUUACCAACCUCAUUCCAGCACAGCACCCGCCACCAGGCCAUGGGACCCCCCGGUUUGGCUCCCCCCUCUGCUAGUAACUCCAUCCGCUACCCAAAGACACAAGCAAGAAUGGAACCAGCUGCAAGUUUGCACACCAAAAGCCACAGCUUGUCCAGUGGUCAGAGCCAAGGUCCAGAACAGAGACGCAGUGGUCAGGAAAGCCAUCGUGGUGGUCGCCACAAGAAAAAUGAUAGACGUGUUGAUGAAAAUGGUGCUGCUGAACUGCAAGCCACCCUCUCAGAGCUUUCUCCCUUACUGUCCUCUUUGUCUUCUCCACUGGCACCCCUGUCACCUCUACAUUCCAGUCAGCAUAUCCAUUCCAGGUCACAGAACAACAACAAAAGUCAUGGGCAGACUUACAAUCCAAUGAAAUCGCCUCAGGACUUCGUGGCAGGAUUGCAUGAUAAUGAAACCCGGGACAGUUCAGCCAUUAAUCUGGCCCAACCAUCUUCUCAGACAUUUCCUCCAGCCUUGCCGCCCAAAAACAGUGCAAUGCAGCAGAAACCUACUGCGUAUGUCAGACCAAUGGAUGGCCAAGAUCAGGCGCCAAAUGAGUCACCGGAGCUCAAGCCACUUCCGGAGGAAUACCCUGGACAACCCUAUGGGAAAAUAGCAGAUUUAAAAGCAAAUGCCAAGGCCAAACUAUCCAAAUUGAAAAUACCUUCUGAGCCCAUUGAGCAAACCUUCCCCAAUGAAGUCCAUUGCGUUGAAGAAAUUUUGAAGGAAAUGACCCACUCAUGGCCACCUCCCUUGACAGCUAUCCAUACGCCUAGCACAGCUGAGCCUUCAAAAUUUCCUUUUCCAAUAAAGGAAUCCCAGCUUGUUGGAUCUGUAAUACAGAAUCAGAAGCAGUAUGAUGCACCUUCAAAAACAUUGCCUAAUUCACAGCAAGGAACAUCAAUGCUACAAGAUGACCUCCAGCUCAGUGAUAGUGAAGACAGUGAUGAUGAUCGGGUCUCUGAAAAGCCACCUCCCUCAUCUGCUCCUCCAAGUGCCUCACAAUCGCAGCCUGAGAGUGUGGCAUCAGCACAUUCCAGCAGUGCGGAGUCAGGGAGCACCAGUGACUCAGACAGCUCCUCAGAUUCCGAGAGUGAGAGCAGUUCGAGUGACAGCGAAGCAAACGAGCCACCGAGAACUUCUACGUCUGAGCCUGACCCACCAACAUCAAAUAAAUGGCAGCUGGACAACUGGCUAACCAAGGUGAACCAACCAGCAGCACCAAAUGAGAAUCUCAGUGAGGUUGUCCAUAGACAUGGUCAUCAGGAGAGCAAGGGGCAAGGGAAAAGCAGCAGCAGCAGCUCUCAUGAACGUUCUGAAUCAAAUGAGUUGCACUCCAAAAACUCAAGCAAAAUAACCAGGGCUCCCCAGGCGGUACAUCUUCCCAGCAAACGGACCUGCCAGAAAUCUCCCACGCGCACUGAGGAGCCCUCUCGGAGGCCCACUGUUGGUACCAAGAAGCCCAGCAAGGUCCCACAACAAGAGGCUCACAGGGGAAGCCUGAAAGUGGAAAGUGAGCCUGGUCCAUAUGGGGUUAAAGACCAGUCUUCCAGAGACAAGCCAAAAGUAAAAACGAAAGGGAGGCCAAAAUCCAGAGAUAAAAAAGAAUUGAAACCAAUGGUGCAAGAGUCCUUGGAAAAGAAAAAGCACAAGAGCUCACACCAAGCCAUUGCUAAAGCAUUUUUGGACCCUAAGCCUGUGAAAGACAUUGUGGCUGGCGGUGCCCCAGAACAUUUCCCCCUCAGCCCUGUAGCGCAAAGCCAGAAGCCCGCCAGCCCCACCAGGACUAGUGGCAAAAAGCCCGCUAUUGUGGUCAGAGAGGACUUCCAUAGAGACAAACUUCUCUUGCCUAUCAGGGAUAAGACGUUGUUAUCACCCCUGAGGGAUUUCCCCAUCCCUCAUGCUCUUGUGGUUAAAAUUGAGCUGUGUCUCCUUUCAAGAAUUCCACAGCCACCUGGGAAAGGGAGUCGCCAGAAGAAACUUGAGGGUAAAGAGCUCCCAAGUGCGAGGAAGCAGGAUUUGGAAAAGAAAAGCACAGAAACUCCUAACAAGCCUCUCAAAAAGAGGAAGGGAGAAGUGGAAAAAGAGACUGAUAAGAAGAAAAUCAAGUUGGAGAAAGAAACCAAAUCAUUGUUGUCUUCAAGUCACAAAGACUCCAGUAAAAUGAAAGUAUCCAAAUUUCCAUCCGAGACACUGAAGAAAGAGCUCCUGCUACCACCACCAUUGCCACCAAUGUCUACUGCGCAGCCUGCCCAGAAGCCAGCCAAGAUGGCACAAAAGAGACACAAGGGCGAGAGCAGCACCUGCACCCAGCUGCCUGCCACAAAUAACCGAACUGCCAAGAGCAAGAGCAACCACAAGGAUUCUUCAUCCUCCAAGCACAGGAAAGUGGAGGGGAAGCAUUCUGAACAUUCUAAAAGCAACAAAGUAGGUGGACCUUCAGGAGAUGUCAAAAACCCUUUCCCGGUGCCUUCUUUGCCAAAUGGUACCUCCAAGCCAAGGAGACCUCAAAUCAAGUUUGAAAAACAACAUCCGAUGGAGUAUCACAUAGAGGAGGCCAAAAGACUGAAGCACAAAGCUGACACAAUGACAGACAAGGUUGCAAAGGCAUUUCAGUACUUGGAGGCUGCGCUUUCCUUCAUCGAGUAUGGAAUUGCUAUGGAAUCUGAUGCACUGACACCAAAAUCAGCAUACACCAUAUUCACAGACACCAUAGAUCUCCUUAAAUUUAUAAUGACAUUAAAAUCCUUUUCAGAUACCUCGGCAUCUGCACAUGAAAAAAUCUUUGCUGUUUUGUGCAUGCGCUGCCAGUCCAUUCUGCACAUGGCAAUGUUUCGUUACAAAAAAGACACUGCAGUAAAGUAUUCCCGAACCCUCAAUGAACACUUCAAGAAUUCUUCCAGAGUCACGCAAGCACCUUCUCCAUGUGUUGCAAGAAGCACAGGCACACCUUCUCCUCUUUCCCCGAUGCCCUCUCCUGCCAGCUCUGUGAGUUCCCAGCCAGGAUCAAACGCUAGCAACUGUGGCAGUGGAGCCAUUGGUUCUUCAAUCAACACCCUACAUAAUAUUCCAAGCAUAACCUUUUCCUAUGUCAACAUCACUUCCUAUAUCCUCUAUGCCUACGAUAUUUGGGAGCAGGCCGAUGCACUGGCCAGGAAGAAUAAGGAAUUCUUUGCCGAACUCAGUACAGCGGUGUGCACUCUGGCACUGAACAGUAGUAUGACUGAACUGGUACACUACACUAGGCAGGGUUUACAGUGGCUGAGACUGGAAACAAAUACGCCUUAACUGGUGCUCAAGGUGGUUAAUACCUUGAACUCUUUUGCACUUUGGAAGCCUCAAAAACAGUCUGUCUGGCUGAAUCGUUGGAUACAAAGCGCCUGGAAGGGAAAAUAAAGCAAGAUGGAAGGGAUCUAACUACACUGGAGAACUUUUGAACUGUGUUUCUAGGGUGGCACUUGGCCGCCUUGAAAAGAUGAAGGGAGGCCUCAGAGUUGAUGAUGCCUGUCUUUAAAAGGACAAAGUGCAAUGUACUGUCUGAAAGGUUCAAUGUGUUGGUGGUCUGUAAACAUUUCUAUAAAUGAAUAACCAACAAGAAAAAAAUCACAUGUGAAGAAGUGCCGACAAGAAGGAAGUCCACCUCCAAAAGUUAUUAUGCAACAUCUCAAAAGCCACAGCAGUCACAUGUCUAUCAGAAAGUUCAGAGAAGUGUUUUUGCAAACCACAGUUGCAAUCCAUGAUGUAUGUUGUUCUUCCUCGGAGUUGGGAGGUCAGGGGGAGGACGAGACCUGAACAGAACCAAACAGCAUUAUGUUAAACUAGAAACAGCAAAGCAAUCUGCCUUGCCCACUUCCUAACCAUACCCUCCUGCAUUUAUAAAUCAACUGUUGUACUGAUUCUCUUGGAACUGAUUGCAACCACUGCCUUCAGCACUGCAAGUUCACUUAGUAGAUCACCAUUGCUUUGAUUUUUUUUUCUCCUUUCUAUAAACACACACACACACACACACACACACACACACACACACACACUGCAAACCAUUAACUCUCAAACUGUUUCAGUUGUGGUAUUGCUUAGUUUGGGCCUCGUACGUCAAACACAGUUGGGGUGGGGAAGUUAAGGAGCAUGUCAGGAUUGUUCUGUUUUCCUCUGAAAGGAAGGCAGGGAGUUGUCACUGUGCAUCCUCUCAGAUUGUUGCUGUUUGGGUAUGAAGGGGAGGGAAGGGAAGGGACAGUCAGAAUGGUUCAUUGUGAUUGCGUGAACAUUAUGCUGAGUUGCAGAUCUUUAGAUCAGGAGGAAUUGCUUCUGCAUAAAGUGGUAUCUGCUUUCACUAUACCUGGAAAUAAAGGGUCAGAUUUUGCCCUUGGAUAUUCACACACAAUCACAUUGAUUUUUUUUCAGUGGAUAUCUGAGAGCAGGCUUGGCACUGAAGUCUUGUAACCCUCAUAUGGGAGAUACUCCCAUGUCAUGGCAAAGCUUUAGGUUUUGCCCAGCAACUCAAAAUCUAUCUUCAGAGGAACACAAAUGACUAUUCAGCUAUUCUUGUUAGAUUUGCAAGCAGCUCUUCUUUACCAUAAGUUGUGUUUUUAAAGAUAUGAUUAUGCAGAUGACAGUAACACUGAAGAAUACAUUCACAAUAUUUUUAUAUCCAGUUAGAUGGCAAAGAAUUCCUAUUGUGUAAAGCUUUCUGCCAUCCUCAUAUCUAAUAGUGUGCCUUAGCUCUCAAGUCCUCUCAACCAGCACUCGACUUAUGCUAGACUGCUGGGAAUGCUGAUGCCCAAAUGAAUUGUGCAUAUCGAUUUUACAGAAAGGAAAACCUUUGCAAUGAAUUGGCCCCUUUUCCCCAUUGUAAAAGGAAGCAUUUGCACAUACCGUGUAUCCAUAUAGAAACAGAUCUAUACGUGUGCUGUAAUGAAGCAAUACUCCUUUUCCGAGGUGCCUGUUGAGGGUUUUAGGGUUCAAUAAAACAUAAGCAAGAGGUCUGAAUUUCCAAAAGCUGUUCCUUUUUAAAACCGUGUCCCUGACCCAUAUAAGACUGGGACAGUCCCUUGCAACAUGAGGCCCAAGAAAGCUCCCGUGUAGAUAGCAGAAGGGAAGCAUGCCUCUUUGGAGAGCCUUAUGAGAAAGCGAGUCCCCAUCUCUUGCAUUAACAGAGAAAUAAGCACAAGAACAUUCCACUCUCUCUUCUCCUCUGGCUGCACGGAACCUUCAGAAACCUCAUGUCUUACCACUUUGUUAAAGCCGUAGUUCAUUUCAGGGAUAAGCCAUCCUAACCAUUGGAAGCAAGUUCCAUAUUUCUCUCCCAGUUUUAUAUAUAGUAAUAUAUAUAUAUACACAUGCAUAUUCCUUUUGGAAGGAAUAACUGAUUCAAAUAAACGCACACAGUCCAGGGUGUUUAUUAACAUUAAUUUUGUUCUCAGGAAGCAUGGGAAGGGCAUAGAAAAGUAAGGCCAUUCUGCACACUUCGGAGCCUGCGUUCUGAUCCAAGUAUAACUAACAAGCUGGAGUCCCAGACUGAUUGAAAUCCUCUUCUUAUUUUUGUCUUACAGUACAGCUUGCCUUAAUGUCACAGGUGAGGAGGAGGGGAAAGAAAGGGUUAUUACCACCACCUGACUUAGGAAUCAGUAUGGGACUCUGCAGCAGCCAGAGGAGACUCUUAGGAAUAGAUUUAAGGAUAAAUGAGGACCCAGAUUCAGUGUGACUUCCAUACAUACAUCCCUCCUGCAGCCCCCCCUUCACCCUUCAGACAGCCACUUCCAUCCCAACACAGACAGACUCUCCCUCCGAAACAAGAUGGCCCAGCCCAACUGGAAGCAGGACUUCGGUUGUGCAUUGUGCUGAGGCCUGUUAUUUUGCUUCUGACUUACUGCUCCACCUGAAUGCCCUCUGAUCAUCGAUCCCAGAUUUCAAGGGACCUGCUUAAGCCCACCUGUGAACACUUUAUUAAUUGGAUAGUGCUGUUCCUACAAGAAAGCUAGCUAAAGGGAGUGGAAGGGCAAAGGCCUUGUCAAGAGGAGAUGCGCUUAAUGCACAGGCGCUGCUGCCAGCCGCUGCCUUACAGGAUUAUUUAUGAACAAUUCAAAAAUAAUGUCGAAUCCAAACCCUCUUGUAAAAUGUGAUAUGUAGGGCCCAGCCCUGCUCCCAGUGAAUAUGGCAGCAAACCUCCCAUUUACUUCAGUGGGAGCAAGAUCACGCCCAUAGUCAAUACAGGCUCCAUAAGUGGAGAGUAGUCAGUAGGGAGCAAACUACAAAUCAGAAAGCUAUAUUCUAUUAUUUCCCUUUGUAGGGACUCCCAUAAAUAUUAAUUAGGAAGAAAAUGCUACCCAUCUUCAGCCUAGAGCCAGGUUUGAGGCCCAUUUAAGUAGAGGGAAAGAUAGACAUUGACUUCAGUGGGCCCUGGGCCAGGCCUUUAGGGAGGAGCAAGAAAAAAAUGAAAUAGUAUUUGCCAUUGCAAAAAAGAAAAGGUGGAGAUAAGAGCGAGUCCUGUGAGGCGUGAAGGGGGCAGCAGUCGCAAGGCAGCAGCCUUCCCAUGCAAUAUUUAUUUAGAAGUAAUUAAUGUAUUUAAAUUGUCAAAUAUUCUAUAUCUAAGAUGCCAUUAUUUAAUAGUUCGAAAGCCCCAUUCACACUGGAGACAUAGAGCUCUUCUAUUAUGGAGUCAGAGUUUGACUGCAAUAUUGUUUAAAAAGGCAAAGUCCUUUUUUGUUUUUGUUUGUUUUGUUCUUGUCCCCAUCCCUCCCCCCAUCCUUCGUUCCAGGUAUAAAUCUGUACAUUUAAAUUUAUUUUGGGGUGUGUGUCCAUCGUGUAAAUAACCUUUUCUGCCCUGUGUGUGAUGGAAUUUCCAAACUGAUUGAUUCGUUCAUGUGGGGAAAUAAAAUAAAUAUUAAAUGAAGUAACCUGUUCAUUGAGUUGCUGUGAGAGUCCUCAAGUUCUCAACCUGUCGUAGAGGCAGUCGCUAGCUGCCCUUCUCACUCUGCAUGGCAGUGUUUUGUUUCUAAAUUAUUUUUAUUUAAGCAUAACUUGCUGUACUUGAAGAUGCUCUUUGAAGUUCUGUAUUUAACACUUAUUGCCCUUUCCGGUUGUAUAAAGACCUGGUGGCUGAAAUCCAAAGAUUCUGAGAGACGGGAGCAUUGCAACAUGCAGACAUCAGCCCUGCAUUCUAAUGUAAUAGAUGUAGGAUAUUUGAUGAGAUCCUAUAUCAUGUCCAAUACUGACUGGUUUGUGAAUGGCUGUUCAGAGGCAAAGGUAUGGGCAUUUUUUAAAAUAGUGUAACAAAUCAGUUAAAAGCAAUAAUGGAAGACCAGAUUUGUGGUUGUGGGGUGCUAUGCUCAUGCCAUGAACAUGUUUCAAGGCAUGAUAUGGGAGAAAGCAGUGCUCACUCAGUGAGUAAACAACACUGUAAUCCUCAUCCACACUGUAAUGUAGUAAAACAGGGGUAGGUAACCUAUGGCACGCAUGCCAAAGGUGGCACGCAAGCUGAUUUUCAGUGGCACUCACACUGCCUGGGUCCUGGCCACUGGUCUGGGGGCAGUGUUCUGCAUUUUAAUUUAAUUUUUAAAUGAAGCUUCUUAAACAUGUUACAAACCUUAUUUACCUUACAUACAACAAUAGUUUGGUUAUAUAUUAUAGACUUACAGAAAGAGACCUUCUAAAAACGUUAAAAUGUAUUACUGGCACGCGAAACCUUAAAUUAGAGUGAAUAAAUGAAGAUUUGGCACACCACUUCUGAAAGGUUGCCGACCCCUGUAGUAAUAUAUUUAUAAAACACUGUGGAGAGGAGAGUUCCGACUGCCUCAGAUUUGGUUUCCUGAUGCCCAAAGUUGUGAUUGUCAUCACUCAGUCUGAGUGCUUCCUCCAUUUUCAAUUUCUGUUAUCUCCAGAAUCAAUGAGAGAGGGCGUUUGUUUCUCUUGAGUGGCCUUAUGCUUGUUUGUGUUUGGGUUUUCUUUUCCUUUCUGUGUUGUGUUGAGAAUGUAAUUGUUCCUGGGAAGGAUGAUUUUUUGCAUAUCUGUAGGCACUAUUGUGAUAUAAUUCAGGUCAUUUUUGCAACAUGCAUUGCACCCAAGAGAAUAUUUCCUAAUGGUGGACCCCUUUUUUAUGUAGUUUGUAAUAUGUAGAGGCUGCUGAACCCAGUUUAAUAUUCAUGAGAUCUAUUGCUGUUACAAAUAUAAAAAUAUAAAGGAUUUUUUUAAGCUAAUGCAUUUUUUUCACUGCACGUUUAAAAUUCCAAAGACAAGACUUUUAUUGAAGUAGGAAAACAAAAAAGGACCAUAAAGCUAAAAUUUAAAAUAUGAAACACUCAUGCCCAGGUUAGCAGCUUAUGCUACUUUCAUCGCAACCCAGGCACAAUGAGCCUGAUUCUGCACUCAUUCAUGUUAGUAAUUGGGAGUGAAUUCAUUGAAGCUAAUGUUUCAAGCAGGAUGGAAUUAAACUUGCAUCCAGAGAUUGAUUUAGAUUUCUGUAGUCUAAGAAAAGACCCUGUGAAAAAUUGCUUUUGGUUUUGGCACUCCUAGGAUGUCUGGGGUAGCUUUGGUUUGGUUUUGGUAAGGUGGUAGGGUGCUGUUUCAGAGAUAGCUAUGUUCUUAUCUGUCCCUCCUGGAGACACUUAAACUGAAUGAAAUGGAUGAUUUAUAACCUGGUUGUCCAAAAAAAAGCCCCACCCCAACUCCCUGUUUCAUAAUGAGAAUUGUUUUACUGAGUAUUGAUCAAACUCCACUGGGGAAAAGCAAAAAAGGUGGGGAUGGAGGGGUGAAGGAAAGGAAAUGCAUAAGAAGAUUAAGAAGGGCGCAGAUCAAUUUUGAAAUCACCUACAGCAAAUGAGGUAGGAAACAGCCAUUUUCAGACUUUAAGUAAAAAGCAAGAGAAAUCACUUGUACAUUUUUGUUAUAAGGAUUUUUUCCCCCAAGAAUAUUGAAUAUGAAGGUGGGGAAAUUUUGAUUCUUUGCACAACAAUUUUUGCUCAUCACUAUAAUUCUCUGUCGUCUUUUAUACUCCAGAAAUGGGAACAUGAAAGCCAGCACUAAGUACCAGUCUCUGAGAAACAACCUUCCACUCAAUGGGCCAGAUCCUCGGCAGGUGUACGUAGGCACAGCUCCAUUAAAUCAAUGCACCUAUUUACUCCAACUGAGAAUUCGAUGCUAUGCUAUUUCAUUAACUUGUGGUGAGAUUUCUUAUUCCCAGGUUCUCCAUUUCUAUUUCCCUCACCAGUUUGAAGUCUUACACUAAACAGAGCAGAGGAUAAAAUGGUAGUGCCAGAAUUCCCCUGCACUUUAGUAUGAUCAUAUUAAGCUGAAAACAAAAGAUGAAAUAUGUAGACUGGACAAAGCCUAUAAGUAUGUACAGUGCAGAGAAGCCUAUUUGCAGAGAGAGUGUGGGUCCAAUCAAAUUGGCCUGACUUUUCAUGAGGGUAGGUUUUCCUGGUAAUGUAUUAUGAGGGUUAUUUUAAAGAAAUGUUUGUUCUUUGAUGUAUUUAUUGACCUUUUAUUGACCAAACCUAAUUAUGAAAUGAUGCAUAAUUUAUUUUGAGUUUGCUUCAUCUUAUAGUUAAGACUUGUAUUUUUUUUCUUCUUUGACUCUGCUUGUCCCAUUCCCUUUUGGAGGCCAAUAAUACUUUUUUGGCUGUGAAGCCAAACAGCUGCAAUGAGUUUGAAUGCAAUCUCUGAGCCCCAUACCUUUCUCCAAACACUACAUUAUCUUUUUGGCAAAACUUUGCUUUGUAUCCACUGCACUGUUAGUAACCACCAUAAAUCAACAGUAUUCCUGGGCCAGCAACAGCAUUUCUGAAUUUGUUUUCAUAUAUUAUCUGCUUUUCUGAAGCUAUGAACUGUAUGAAUACUAGCUGCACCAGAUUGCCACCUGUUUUGCAUGGAUCUGUCUUAUUAAGGUAUCAGGUUUUUCCCCCUCUCCCACUUAGUAAAGCAGAGGUUGACUUUUUCUUUGGGGCCAGUAUUUCAUCUCCUCACAAAGCAGCAAUGUUGUUUGACCUCGUUAAAUAAGCAAACAAAAACGAAAAUGCAACCCAACUGAUGUCUCUCUUUAUAAGUUUAUUUUUUUGAUAAAUUGAAGGUGCAUGUCUGUCCACUGGGGGAAUGUCUGGUUCUUGUCAAUGUUUAGAUUCCAUGCAUGGUCUGUCAUAAUCAAAAAGUAUUUCUAAGAUGAUGUUCAAGUUUGUAAACCUUUUGCUUGCCAUAGGAAUCAUGGUAAACUCCCUGAAAUGAGCUGUUUUCAGUAGUUUUGCUAGCUAUUUUGAAUUACAUAGAGAAUGGUCUAGUUUUCUUUCAGAAAGCCUGGAGAGUCUGAGGGUUAGGGAAUUCUGAUGCUCAGCAGUGAAAUAUAAUUUUCAGAAUGAAGGCAGAAGGGUGAAGGUCUUAAGAAUAGUGUUUUUCUUUUGUUACGUGAUUUUUGUUACAGGACGAUAGCACAGGCAGUAUUAAUGUUGCCAACGGUCCAGGCUGAGAGUGAAUCAUGGCAUAUUGAUAAACUACUGUACGUCCAUUCAGUUGACAAGUACACGGUCUUUUUCUGUCCAGAUUGUUGCAGUGUGAUUGUGUUUUGGAUGUGCUCAAGCAGGGUGGCUUCUUCCUCUCCCCCAUUGUUUUAGUGGGUAAAUCAAGUGUUGGCAUCACCCUCAAUGGUUUUUUGUGUGUGUGUUUUUAGUUUUUAAAAAUAAAUUGUCUAGUUUAUGAAUGGGGAACACUGGUCUUCCUUAAAAGUAGCAAUGUUGAAUUGUCCUUAAUCAUCUCUCCUCAUCAGCAGUUCUUCACGUGUAAUGGGGCACGGGUGUGGUCUUGGAGCCCAAUUCCGAAAGGUGCUGAGCUCUUUCGACGCCUGUCGGCUUCAUUGGGAGUUGAGGGUGUUCAGCACCUUGUGAGAUGAAGCCUCUUAUGGGAAGAUGUGUAAAGAAAACCAGAAGGGGGAAUUGAUAUAUUUUGCAAUGAUAUUGCAUUCUGGGGUUUCUGUGAAUAAGAUUUAGCUGCCUUAUUCAGUCCUUUCAAGAGACUCAAACCAGAUCUGUGAUAAAACUUAGUUUAUCCAUUAAGGGAAAAAAUAUGUGAAAGAUUUCUCCAAAGAAAUGUGCCACAGAUCUUCUGUUUGUUGUUCUCUGUAUCAAGGAUGAAUUGCUCUCUCUCUCUCUCUCUCUCUAUAUAUAUAUAUACACACACACACACAUAUUAAAGGAAAUUUUGAUUUAUUUGUGUGUUAAAUUCUUUUGACUAGAGAUGUCAGGGUGGAACGUGUAAAGAUAAAACAUGUUUAGGGGGAAAAAAUUAGUUUUCAUGAACAUGAGCAAGUCACUUUCACCCGCUUUGUGCUCCAGUUUCCCAUGUGAUACUUCUCUACCUCCUAGGGAUAUUGUGAGGCUGAGCUAUGUGGUUGGAGACUUCAUUCACUAAGGGCAAAGUAUUAUUGUUUCAUGUUGAUGGGAUUGUGCUGUGUAACCGCCUUUUGGCUGCAUGCAUUGUACUCAUGAAAAUAAUCAGAGAGAGGAGUUUUACUGGGGUGAUUUGAUCUCACCCAAUAACAAGACCAGGUAUCAAAUUGCUGUUUCUUAAUUUACAGUUUACUUUUAACCCACUCCCUUAAUAUUUCAGUUUGGUUAGACCCUUAGGCCUCACUUCAGCAAAGUACUAAGGCACAUGCUUAAGUCCCUCUUGUUUUCAGUGGAAGUUAAGGAUCUGGGAGGUAGGCGUCUAAAUUUUUUGGAGAAUCUAGGCCCAUGAGCUUAAAUGUUUUGCUGAGUCGGGGCCUCAGAAAGGAUCUGUACCCCCAAGGUGUGUGUGUCUGUGUCUCUCUCGCUUUGACUUCAUAGGUCCGAUGCUAUGUUUGUUGUCUAUUUAGUUUUAUAGCAAAAGAUGCAAAAUAGGCACCUGGUUACAUUUAUUCAAGCACCUUUGGCAGUUAACUUAGCAAAACGGUCUCAACUAAAUUAGCAACUAACCCUUAACCAAAAACUAAACAUCAAUACUCCUAGGGCUUCCACCUCCUCAAAUGCCUGGGUGAAAACAUAGGCGUGGCAGCAUUCCCUGAAGAUCAGCAGGCUGGUGGGUACUUUGGAGAUAAGGCUCCAAAGCUGAGACUUGUCUGUUUAGUUACUUUACGUAGCACAGUAUGUGUACACAAAGCUGUACAAUAGAACAUCAGUGCCAAACUUAGAAUGGGUCCCAAAGGGUUUAAGAGCAGCGGUGGCCAACCUGUGGCUCCGGAGCCACAUGCGGCUCUUCAGAAGUUAAUAUGCGGCUCCUUGUACAGGCACCGACUCCUGGGCUGGAGCUAUAGACGCCAACUUUCCAAUGUGCCAGGGGUUGCUCACUGCUCAACUCCUGGCUCUACCACAGGCCCUGCCCCCACUCCACCCCUUUCCGCCCCCUCCCCUGAGCCUGCUGUGCCCUCGUUCCUCUCUCCCCGCCCCUUCCGAGCCUCCUGCAGGCCAUGAAACAGCUGAUCGGGAGGUGAGGGGAGGGAGCAAGAGGCGCUGGAAGUGGGGGCGGGGGAGCUGAUGGGGGCCUGCUGACCUAUUACUGUGGCUCUUUGGCAAUGUACAUUGGUUAAUUCUGGCUCCUUCUCAUGCUCAGGUUGGCCACCCCUGGUUUAGAGGCUUAAAAGCACUGAUACAGACAUUACAAAACAUGGCAAGUGUGUGCCUGGAAUGGGGCGUGGCCUUUAAGCGUGAACACCUUACCCAAGAGGUUAGUUUCUUCUAGGCUGUGAUGGGAGGGAGCUUUGGCAUAUGUUAGUGGAGCCCUACCCUGAAGGGCUUAGUCUGAAAGCACAGAUGGAAGCAGACAUUACAGGCAGGGAAAGAAUGUGCACAAUGUGGUGAGGGAAUGCAGAAAAGAUGGAUGGUCAGUAGUUAAUUGAAGAUGGAGAUGAAUGUAGCUUUCUGCUAUGUUGGCAAGGGGCUGAUCCCAGGCCUCGGGGAUUAUCAUGAACUAACACUGUUUCAGUGCCAUACCUUUGUGUAUCAUGGAAGAGGGCUCGGAAACCAAAUUGGGUGAAGGAGAACAAAGUGGGACUUGCAGGAAGUGGAGGAGAUGAGAGACUACAUGUAGACAAGAGCAGAGCCACAGAGGCCUCUGGGGGAGAAGGUGGUGGUUUGUGAUACAGAAGAAAUGGUAGCAGCUGUGGUGCCCCGACACAGCUACAAGAAAGGAAGGCUAUUUGGGCAGCAAUAUCUCCUUUUUCCUCUCCUUUCUGGAAAUUCAGCCCUGCACUUCCUCUGAUUUGCCAACCACUUCCAGAACGUGAUGGUGGGAGAGGACAAAGGGGAAAGCCAGCUUUCUGGAGUGAUGUUCUGGUCCACUGCUAAGUACAGUGAUUUGGAUGGCUGUAAUCUGCUCUGUUUGAUUCAGCUGGCUGUUGUUCUGUCACCAUGCUGACAUAGGUUGUGUCAGGACAGUGCAUGGCUUUACCAGUACAUCCCAGUGGCCCAUGCUGGAUUAGGUGCGCUGACGUGCACGGUUCUAUUUUUUUUUUUUUUCACUCUUGCAAAAUGUGUGCGGAAGGGGAGACAAUUUACUUAUGGUUCUUGGCCUGAGUGACCCAUAAUCCAUCAAGCAAAUGAAGACAUGGAAACAUUUUCUUAUUGGCUAUGUAAUCGUAAGCAAGUCUCUCUGCUACACCCAGGCACAGUUAUAACUGCAUAGUUUCCUUCUUAGAGCACUAAUUUUGGGGACCAUUAAUUUAAUAAGCAUUAGAGAAAUUCUUCUGGUACAUAGCCAGAUUACCCUGUUUCCCCGAAAAUAAGACAGUGUCUUAUAUUAAUUUUUGCUCCCAAAGAUGCGCUAGGUCUUAUUUUCAGGGGAUGUCUUAUUUUUCAGAAAUGAAAAAUGCCUUAUUAUCGGUGGAUGCCUUAUUAUCGGGGAGGUCUUAUUAUCGGGGGGAUGCCUUAUAUUACAACGAGAGGCAAAACUGUAAGUAGGCCUUAUUUUCGGAGGAUGUCUUAUUUUCGGGGAAACAGGGUAGUAGGGGCACCUCAGAAAGCAAGACAUCCAGGCACAAGUAUGAAUGCUUGCCUGCUUCCCUGGUCCAUAGCACGCCUCCAGGGGACCUCCAGCAAUAUGUGAACAUUGGCUUCAGCAACCCUUUAUGUAGGCUCUGCACAACAAUUAAAAGAUCAAGUUAUGGUUCCAGUGGAAAAUCUUUAAAACUGGUCUAAGCCAGUUCAGAUGAAAGCGAAUUGCUGGACACAGGUUGAAGGGGGAAAAAGAGCAACUAUUUAUUUUUGUUACUUUAAAAUGAUGAAGUGUGACAGCUUCUGCUCACCCUUUUGGCGGGCCAAGUCCUUCCCUUGUGGCAGAAAUUCCAUGGCUGUCUGCAUACUUGUUUCUAUUAGGAGAGAUUGAAGAUGAAACUGACCCAGGAAGCCAAAAAGAGUCUCUUUAAAAUGUCAAGAAGCGACAGCAGCACUGAACUUGCUGACAGAGCCAAGAAAACACUGCAAAUAAAAGUUAAAUCUCCUGGCUAGCAUUGCUAUAUCUUUUGCCAGUUCCAGCCAAGAGAACACACAAAGGUUCACAAAACAAAUACAGAUGUGGCAAAAGCAGCCAGAAGAGAACUAAAAUGGAGCAUCUAGAAUAAAGGAUUUAGGUUUGCAAAAUUGUAUGCCAAGUGUCAGAAGAAAGCGUCAGCACAAAAUAAUGUAGACUGAAAUCACUUUUAAAACUAAGCUGCAUUCAACAGGGAGUAUCUUAGAGUUACAGGUUGUUGGUUCUAAUCCAAGCUGAACAGGUUAAUUGACUGAAUUAUUAUUUGAUGACUGACUGGUGGCCUAUUUGAAAGUAAUCUGACUCACUCCAGUCCCUAAUGGAACAAUGAUCACCUCACACAAACCUCUAGCACAAUGGGCUUCUUUGUUAGCAGCCUCAGAAAGGGACUGGCAAGGAAAAACCAAAUUGCUCUCCCUUUCCUAUCAACAUGAUGUUUCUAGAUCACAGUUUGAGAUGUUAGUAGAGCAGAUCAGGGAAAGUUUGUAUUGCUGAUGCCUAAACCUUUCUUGCUUUUGUUUCCAGUGCUACCAAGCCAGAUACUGAAUUUGCUACUUAGAAGUCACCAACAGGAUGACUAGUUAAAUCCCAGUAUUAUGAAAAACAAAUGUUAUGGAAAUGUUGGUUGUUUGCUGAGACUUUUAAAACUUGUUUUACCUGUAAUUAAAAAAAAUCUGUUUAAACAGUUUCCCAGAUUAAAACCAGAGUUUUUGAUUUG
Messenger RNA from Malaclemys terrapin pileata, 15949 nucleotides. RefSeq names its product ALF transcription elongation factor 1 (gene AFF1). The coding region runs from base 397 to 4041 and encodes 1214 amino acids. Gene Ontology annotation, cellular component: super elongation complex; nucleus. Gene Ontology annotation, biological process: regulation of gene expression. The record is from RefSeq and is a predicted model, not a curated record. The transcript is spliced from 21 exons. Lineage: Eukaryota; Metazoa; Chordata; Testudines; Emydidae.